Messenger RNA from Diorhabda sublineata, 1987 nucleotides. It is a transcript of the gene Pyroxd1, whose product is annotated as pyridine nucleotide-disulfide oxidoreductase domain-containing protein 1. The transcript has 2 exons. The record is from RefSeq and is a predicted model, not a curated record. The coding region runs from base 609 to 1931 and encodes 440 amino acids. Gene Ontology annotation, molecular function: oxidoreductase activity; flavin adenine dinucleotide binding. Lineage: Eukaryota; Metazoa; Arthropoda; Insecta; Coleoptera; Chrysomelidae.
ACUUCAUUUGUCAACGUCAUUCACAAAAAGUUGGGUUAGUUAAGUAAAAUGUUUUCUUGUUCAAUUCUGAAGUAUAGUUCUAAUCUUACAAAAUUUAAUAUAACGAAAACUAUUUUUACUUCGAGUGUUUACAGACAACAGUCUAACCAAGAUGAAGUAGUUCUUGAAACUAGAGAGAUUACUAAAGAUCGCACCCAAGCAAUUCCAGUGGAAACUAGCAUUCGAUAUUUGAAGAGUGCAGCUUUCGAAAAAACUUACGAAGGACAACCUGUGUGGGUUUUAUAUAGAAGAAAUCACAAAGGAUUGUUUCCUCCAAGAAAGACAAGAAAAACGUGUAUACGAGGUGGUCAAAUAGCUACAGGAAAUCCAUGUCCAAUUUGUAGAGACGAAUAUUUAGUUUUACAUGAACAUAACACAGAUUUAUUGAAACAGUUCAUAUCCAAAGAAACUGGUAGUAUAAUAGGCUAUAACAAAACUGGUUUGUGUCAAAAGAAACAUGAGGAACUAGUAGUUGCUAUUAAACGAGCAUAUGAUAGAGGUUUGCUAACAUAUGACGUACCCUUUAAACUAUAUGAUUAUUCAGAAUAUUCUCCAAAAUCGCAUUAAAGAUGGAAGCUACUUUCGUUAUUGUUGGAGGUGGUAUAGCAGGUGUUAGUUGUGCAGAAACAUUAGCAUUUUUUGAACCAGAUAAAUCUAUUAUUCUUCUUAGUGAAUCAUCACUUAUAAAAACUGUCAUUAAUCUUCAUGCUAUUACUAGAACUUUAACACAAUUUAAUAUUCAAGAAAUGGAAUCUUCAGAGUUUUCAUUGAAACAUCCAAACAUCACAGUUAUUCAUGACACCCUUGUUGAAAUUAAUGAUGGCGCCCAACCUAAGCUAAUACCACAAGCCGAAUUAUUUGAAGAAAUAAUUGGUAUAAGGGACACAGAUUCUGUAGAAAUAUUUCUUCAAAAAAUCAACAGAGCUAAAAAAGUGGCUAUUGUUGGUAAUGGAGGUAUUGCUUCAGAGUUAGCCUAUAAAAUUAAAAACACUCAAGUUCAUUGGAUUAUCAAAGAUAAACACAUUUCUGCUACUUUUGUUGAACCUGGAGCAGCUGAAUUCUUCUUAUCUUCACUUAACAAAGAUGUCCAAGAAGAGCAAGUUACCAAAAGAAUGCGGUACCAAGAAGAAUAUUCUCACAGGUCUGGGGCCGCUUUAGGCCCAGAUUGGUAUAAAAAUUUGAUCAUUAAAGGCGCUGGAGAUCUAAACAUUCCCUCAGAAAUUAAAAUACAUUAUGAAACUGAAAUAUCAAAUAUCCAAAGAUCCAAUAACUCUCCUUAUGCUCUAGAAGUUACUUUAUCUAAUGGCGAUAAAUUUACCUGUGAUAUGAUAAUUUCAGCAACCGGUGUCACUGCAAGAAAAUCAUUUGUUUCCAAAAAUGAGCUUGAACUAUCUAAUACAGGAGAAAUAAAAGUGAAUGAGUUUAUGCAGACCAAUCUUCAGAAUGUGUAUGCCGCAGGAGAUGUGUGUUGUGCUAAUUGGAAACUAGCAAAGCAUUGGUUUCAAAUGAAACUAUGGACACAGGCUAGACAGAUGGGUUCUUAUGCUGCAAAAGCUAUGGUAGGCCACUUGAACAAUGAAGAAGUUUUACAAGAUUUCUGUUUCGAGAUGUUCGCACAUUCUACAAAGCUUUUUGGAUACAAAGUUAUCUUGCUAGGUUUAUUUAAUGGGCAAAAAUUGGGAACAAAUUACGAAAUUCUAAUAAGGAUGACCAAAGGUCUUGAAUAUAUAAAGUUUGUGUUAGAGGACAAUAAGUUACAGGGAGCUGUUUUGAUUGGUGAUACUGAUUUGGAAGAGAUGGCCGAGAAUUUAAUAUUGAAUCAGAUUGAUUUGUCACCAUACGGAGACGACAUUUUGAAUCCUGAUAUUGAUAUUGAGGAUUAUUUCGAUUAGUUUUUAAAACAUUGUAAAAUUAACACCUGUAGUAUCUAAUAAAUAUUUAAAUGAAA